AUGUGGUUUAGAGGCCUCAGACGCAAACCCUCUGCGAAACGACGGCGCUCAAAGCGGUCCCACACUGAGGGCGACGAGAACGCGGAAGAUUCCGGCCAAAGGACGCGGGAAUCAUCUACUUCUCGUCGAGGCAGAAGUCGACUUCCGUCUCCUCCUUUCGACCCGGACGCCGAUCCCGGAGAAGAACUCGAUCCCACAGUAGUGACUAUGGCUACUCUCUGUGACGAUACCGGAAGAGGACGGAUUAGCAGUAAAGCAAACCAGAUUGUCAAUAACCAUGUUGCAUGGAGAGCUGCGAACAGACAGAAGCGGGCUCGGAUGAAGGCUAUCAUGGAAGCCAAGAAGUAUGGACGUGACCUCGAAGCGGAGGAGGACGGUAUGGAUCAAGCCAUUGCAAGUACUCCUCAAGGUGGUGAUUCUGCUUCGGGUUCCAACCCAAAUACGCCUGCUCCCGACUCGACAACAGAAGAUGACCCUCUCGCUGACAAAUCCGCGGACGACUUCAACUAUUCCGAUAGUAUGGCAGUCAGUCGUUUCAACGUUCAAGUCCGAAUAGGAGCCAACGGGGAGACUGUCAUCGACGAGGCUUCUCUUUUUGUGAAUCGCGACGAGGGUGACCAAACCGAAAACUACACUCAUGUGGAGGAGUCGGACUUCACCAAGUUUGUCAACUCGACGACGUACAGCAAGAAGGUCCGGGGGUCGCGAUGGAGUGCAGAAGAAACGGAUCUCUUUUUCGAUGCGCUGUCUCAGUUCGGGGAGAAUUAUGAACUUAUAUCGUACGUACUCCCUGGACGAGAUAGAAAGGCAUGUAAGAACAAGUUCAAGACUGAAGACAAGAAAAACCCCGCACGCAUCACGUUCUGCCUCAAUAACCGUCGGCCGUACGACAUCGCAACUCUGUCACGAAUGACAGGCAAAGAUUUUUCGGGCCCAAUACCUGAGAUCCGUGCACCGACCCCCGUGCUUUCGUCCGAGCUGCAGAACGAACCGGAGCAACCGCCAAGCCCUCCUCCUCCUCGGCCUGUGCGAAAGAAGAGCCGGACACCGAGCACACGCGACGCUGGGGUUGAGAUCGUCGGGCAUAUUGAUGACGUGGACAAGGAUGACCCUCUCGAUUUGUUCGCGCCGACAUGA
This is a messenger RNA of Epithele typhae, 1137 nucleotides long. RefSeq lists its product as uncharacterized. NCBI's taxonomy places the organism in Eukaryota, Fungi, Basidiomycota, Agaricomycetes, Polyporales, Epitheliaceae. Gene Ontology annotation, molecular function: TFIIIC-class transcription factor complex binding. Gene Ontology annotation, cellular component: transcription factor TFIIIB complex. The transcript is spliced from 3 exons. The record is from RefSeq and is a predicted model, not a curated record. Gene Ontology annotation, biological process: RNA polymerase III preinitiation complex assembly. The coding region runs from base 1 to 1137 and encodes 378 amino acids.